Messenger RNA from Arabidopsis lyrata subsp. lyrata, 1869 nucleotides. RefSeq names its product IST1-like protein. Lineage: Eukaryota; Viridiplantae; Streptophyta; Magnoliopsida; Brassicales; Brassicaceae. The coding region runs from base 58 to 1212 and encodes 384 amino acids. Gene Ontology annotation, biological process: protein transport. The transcript is spliced from 3 exons. The record is from RefSeq and is a predicted model, not a curated record.
UCACUCAUUAUGAGCAAUUCUUAAUCUUUGAAGUUUCAGAUACAAACCAAUAGAACAAUGUUUUGUUUUUUGUUCGGAUGGAGAAAAACCUCCAAGUGUAAGAGUGUAGUGAAACAGCUUCAAUGUCGUCUAAAGCUACUCAAGAACAAGAAAUACGCCAUUUCUUCACAUUUACGAAACGAUAUAGCUCAGUUACUACGUAUUGGUGAACGAGACCGUGCUCUUCAUCGUGCUCAACAACUCUUCCUUGAUGAGAGCUUAAUGUCUCUCUACCACUUGUUGCUUCACUUCUCCGACAUUAUCCUCUUCAACCUCUCUUACAUUCGAAGACAUAGAGACCUUCCUAAUGGCAUCAACGAAGCUGUUUCAACACUUGUCUUUGCCUCUGCUAGAUGUGGAGACUUGCCUGAGCUACGAGCCUUGAGGAUUCUUUUUGGUGAUCGUUAUGGGAAACACUUUGUGGACACGGCUCUUAAUCUCCUGCCUUGUAAUCGUGUCAACCCUCAGGUUAUAGAGAAACUCUCCAUAAUCACAGUAUCGGAUGAUGCCAAGUCCAAACUAUUAGGUGAAAUAGCGGAAGAGUACAAUCUUCGUUUAGAAGUUUUGGCGCUCGAAUAUACUCCAGAAUUUCACAAACAGGUAAAAGAAAGCGAGUAUGUAGAAGAAGAGAAAGAAGUCAUGGGUACCGAUUCUGCUCAGCCGUGUGCAUCACAAAAGGCUGAUAGCGAAACAGAAGUGUAUAAGUUUACUCUCACGGAUGCGGAUACAGAGGAAAAACAAGCGCAACAAAGUCGUAGUAAAGCAUUAAGUGAUGAGGAUGAUUGCAUAGAGGAAGAAGUGGUGGAAAAAGAUCAGAGUGUAUUCAGAUUCAUAGAGACUGAAGAAGAGAAAAAAGAGAGAAAGAGGUCAAGGAGAAAAUCAAGAUCAUCAUCAUCAUCAUCAAGCAGUCCAAUCGCGAAAGACAUGGAAUGUUGGAGGUACUACUACAAGGGAAAGAGAAGUCGUCAAAAGAAAGAGUGUGGUAAAUGUUACCAUAUAGUGUACAACGUGUUUACAAUGUUUCCGGAUCAAAAGGAAAGCGAAGAAGGCGAAAAAAGUUUGAAGAAAGCUAUGCAUGUUCAUCCUAAGCUUCCCGACUAUGAUCAGAUUGUUGCUCACUUUACUGCUCUUAGGAAACAACAACAACAACAAAAACAUAUGCGUUCACGAUAAUUUGGUACUCUCAUUCUUUCAUAUGAACAUUUGAAGUAUUUUUUUUUAUCCAAAAAAAACAUUUAAAGUAUGAUUCAUUUGAUGUUAUGAUAUGUGAUUUAGUCCCAAAAAAAAAAAAAAAAAAACAGGGAACACAUAAUUGUGCUUUAAUUUUUACUUAAGUCCAAGUGAAGACUAUUAGUACAUAACCAAUAACAUUUAAUUAUAUUACUUUUCUAUAAUUUCCUUUGUGAAACUAGGAAAAAUAUUUGUAACUUAUUAGUUAUUAUUUGAAAAUAGAAAGGAUAAGAACACCUUCAAUACAUAUAGUUAGCUUUUUUAUUUGUUAAGAAGGUAAAUAUUUCAUAAAAUGAAAAAAGUUUAGGAAUACAAUCAAAGAUCAUAGGCCUACGCAAUGUCCUAUGGCAAAAAAGAUAAAAACAUAGAAGCAUAUAUGAAAAACACAUUUUCAGUCCAUCGACUUGACGCUAACACCAAAGCUAACAGAGUUGGAUGAAGUGAUUACAAUUUUGAAGUUCUUCCUUUUGAGUUACAGAAGCCGAAAGACAACAAAGCAACUUGUAAAACGUUAAACUUUGCAAUAUGUCUAACACUAGAAACCUUUCACAUGCGGCCCGAGACUGAGCCGUCAACGGCAUAGUUCUCAAAACCUUUCAC